UUCUGUGCUGCACCGGAAUUAUGUUUUAUCUUAAGUCCACACUGGAUCCUCAGGAUGGAUCCAGUGAGGAUUUUGAAGGGAGCAUAAUUCCUUUGACUUCUUUUAGAAUUAAUUUACCUAUUAAAUAAAAAGGAAAGGAUUCAUCUUUUAUUUGAAUUCCUCUGAGGCUAACAUUUCAAUAUAAACCGAUAAAUGCUGUGAGCAUUAUUUAUUAUUCAGACAGCCACGUUCAACUUCUAUGACAACAGCAUAGCAACCUGAAGGACAGUACAAGAAGGGAACAGCAUCAAGAUUACUGACUUUCCAUGAUGUUUGGUGGUUAUGAGACUAUAGAAGCAUAUGAAGAUGACCUUUAUCGUGAAGAGUCAUCUAGUGAACUGAGUGUUGAUAGUGAGGUGGAAUUUCAGCUCUACAGCCAAGUCCAUUAUGCCCAAGAUCUUGAUAAUGUCAUCAGGGAGGAAGACCACGAAGAAAAGAACUCUGGGAAUUCUGAAUCAUCUAGUAGUAAACCAAGUCAGAAGAACUUAAUUAUCCUUUCAGAUAGUGAGGUGAUCCAGCUAUCAGAUGGAUCAGAGGUCAUAACUUUGUCUGAUGAAGAUAGUAUUUAUAGAUGUAAAAGAAAGAAUUUUAGAGUCCAACCAAAAGAAAAGACCCAAAGUCCUCCCGCUUCUCUUCAUUCUAAUGAGUUGGAUGAUAUAUGCAAGAGGGAUACUGAGAAGCCUAACCCUGAGGAGAGAUCAGGUACUAUCCGAGAGGUCAUGAUUAUAGAGGUCAGUUCAAGUGAAGAGGAAGAGAGCACCAUUUCAGAAAGUGACAACGUGGAAAGCUGGAUGCUGCUGGGAUGUGAAGUUGAUGAUAAAGAUGACGAUAUCCUUCUCAAUCUUGUGGGAUGUGAUAACUCUGUUAAUGAAGUAGAUUCCUUGUCAUUCCUUGACUUGAAGUGGGAGAAACAGGAUCAAAGAGAAAAAGGGACAAAAGGAGAAGAUGGUGUAAACUGGUUCAUCAGUGAUAAAGACGUUGAGGCACAGAUAGGUAAUAAUAGAUCAACCGGAAGAUGGACCCACCGAUACUAUACGGCCAACAAAAACGUUACCUGUAGAAAUUGUGACAAAUGUGGCCAUUUGUCAAAAAACUGCCCUUUUCCACAAAAAGUCCGCCCCUGCUGCCUCUGCUCCAAAAGAGGACACCUCCAGUAUGCCUGUCCGGCACGCUUUUGCUUAGACUGUUCUUUGCCUAUGUCUUCCACUCACAGAUGUCUUGAAAGACCUUCCUGGAGAAAACGAUGUGACCGAUGUGAUAUGAUAGGCCACUAUGCCGAUGCUUGCCCAGAAAUCUGGAGGCAGUAUCACCUAACAACCAAACCCGGACCACCCAAAAAGCCGAAGACCCCUUCUGGACAAUCAGCCUUAACGUAUUGCUACAAUUGUGGUCAAGAAGGCCAUUACGGACACGAAUGUGCAGAAAGGCGGAUGUUUAACCAGACCUUUCCAACAUCUCCAUUCAUCUACUACUAUGACGACAAAUAUGAAAUUCGGGAGCGAGAACAGAGAAUUAAACGGAAAGUAAAAGAACUCCAGAAAAAUGGAGAUUUUCCAAGGCAGUUCAAGAGGCCUCAUAUGGAAGCAGCAAAUCAGAGGUCCCACCAUGAUGCGAAGAAGAGCCAGGCCUCAUGGAAGAACAACAGGUUGCCUCAAGAAAAGCAAGAAACCCAAAGAGGAACCAUGAGCAGGAGCAACAGAGAACGUGAUAAGCACAGGAAGGCCAGCAGGUGUGACGACAUGGACGAGGACUUUCCCAGGGGCCCCAAAAUCCACUCUCUUCCUGGCACUUUCAAAAUCCAGAGGCCUCACAAGUCCUUUCAGCACUCACAUCACCACAAAUCAAGAGAAGAUAAGCUGCCCAAAGACGGCAAGCGGGGCAAGCAGGGCAGGCAUAGGAAGAAGGAGAGCUGCUUGGAUGAGGAUUACAAUGAUAACCUAUUCCUUAUUAAGCAGAGGAAAAAAAAGUCUAAACUGUGAGACAGCUUCCGAUCUGUCUUUGCAGUGCCUGUCUGGUCCUCACGUCUACGACAUCCUGGCAAUAUUUUCAUUAACUAUGAGUAAAGCGAGUGUUGUUGGUUUUUGGUUUUUUAAUCUCAGCCAUACCUAGAGCUGCUGAACAAAGACCGUUGGAGAUCUGUUCUCUGUGUCUAAGAGGUUAGUAGGUAAGAAAACAGAAGGAUAAACUUGUACUUCCCCUGUUCCAGUCUGUCAUUUUUACUCAGAAUCCUAGGAAUAGAAAGAAUUAAUCUUUUCAAGAGAAUUUUUGAAAAUACUUUGAAAACCUAAAAGCUCAUCAAAUGUAAUUCAUCUGCAGUGUGAAUAUGUAAAUUAAAUCCUUGCAGAAAUUAACGCUACUAUGAAACAUUCAUUGAUCUUUUUCAGCGUUAUUUUUUUUUUAACAUUGGAAAGAAUAAUAGCUAUAAAUCUAAAUCCAGCUUUUCCUGCUUCAGAAGCCCCAAAGAGACAGGGAAUCGGGUAAAAUACAGGUAAGGAUUCCAUCCAGUGUAAAUGUCACAAGAUGGUUUUCUUGAAACAAGUGAAAAAGAGUCAUCAAAAAUUUUAACAUAAUCGCGAAUCGUUUUUUACCAUUUUUACAGCCACACUUCAGAAGACUGUCACUCAACUAUGUGGAGAUGAAUUGUUUUAAAAAUUGUUUUGUUUUCAUGGGUUUUUUAACUGCCACAAAACUAUACCGAAAUUUUGUACUUGUGAAUCUUUUUGUAUUUAUCAAAGCCUAAUGUUAGAAUAAAAAUAAAAUGUCUGAAAUAGA
Molecule: messenger RNA, 2811 nt
Organism: Pteropus alecto (black flying fox)
Lineage: Eukaryota; Metazoa; Chordata; Mammalia; Chiroptera; Pteropodidae
Gene: ZCCHC7
Product: zinc finger CCHC-type containing 7
Exons: 10
Coding region: 306-2018 (570 amino acids)
Molecular function (GO): nucleic acid binding; zinc ion binding
Source: RefSeq, a predicted model, not a curated record